Messenger RNA from Varanus komodoensis (Komodo dragon), 2051 nucleotides. RefSeq names its product epoxide hydrolase 1-like. Gene Ontology annotation, molecular function: epoxide hydrolase activity. The transcript has 12 exons. The record is from RefSeq and is a predicted model, not a curated record. Gene Ontology annotation, biological process: epoxide metabolic process; arachidonate metabolic process. The coding region runs from base 428 to 1861 and encodes 477 amino acids. NCBI's taxonomy places the organism in Eukaryota, Metazoa, Chordata, Lepidosauria, Squamata, Varanidae.
CUCGCUUGGAAGCGAGACUGCCCCACCUCCGCCGCCGCUCCUAGUCAGCGUAAUCAACAAAUUCAUUGCUAUGGGAACGAGGCCUGGGAUGCAGUUUGGAAUCGUUGCAGCUCCCCUUCCUCUGGGAACUCCAGGUGGCUUACAUAAUUCUCCUCCUCUCAAUCUUAUCCUCACAACAACAACCCUGUGAGGCCUGCUUCCUGUUAGCUCCUUGGUCCUGACUUGAUUCUUUGGUCCUGAUUGCUGCCACCGACAGUCCUUGAAACUGUUUGUUCCCAGCUUCUGGCUCACCUUAGACUGCAGCCCAUGACAAAUGCCUCUUUUAAGCACAGAGGAAAAGUGGAAACCAAAAGUAGCUGAGAUUGUUUUCACGCAGCAGUAACAUUGUACCAAGCUGAAUUCUUAUUUGCUGGACCCUGUUGCAGACAUGUGGCAGCAGAUCCUACAGAAUGUCCGGUCUUAUGACACACCCCAAAUAAAUAUGAUUGCCACUUCCUGCACUUUAGGAGGUGGAGUCCUCCUGGUUUACUGGCUUUUGUCCAGGCACAGAAUGAAGACUUUAGAAAUGGGAGAAGGAUGGUGGGGCCCAGGUGAGAGACCAACAAGAGACAAAGAAGAUGAAGAAAUUCGACCCUUCCAAGUGCAAACAUCUGAGAAGGAAAUCCAGGAUCUGCACCUGUGCCUUGAUCUGGCCCGCUACACCCCACCACUGGAGGGGGCAGCCUUCAACUAUGGUUUCAACUCCAAUUAUCUGAAGAAAGUGGUUUCUUAUUGGAGGAACCAGUUUGACUGGCAGAAACAAGUCAAAAUCCUCAACCAGUACUCACAUUAUAAAACUACUAUUGAAGGAAUUGAGGUACACUUUAUCCAUGUGAAAGCAUCUCCUAGCUCAAACGCAAAGGCAGUCAGGCCUUUGCUGAUGGUUCAUGGCUGGCCUGGCUCCUUCUAUGAAUUUUAUAAGAUCAUCCCACUGCUGACAGAUCCUGCUGCUCAUGGACUGCAUGGUGAAGAUGUGGUGUUUGAAGUUAUCUGCCCAUCCAUCCCUGGCUAUGGUUUCUCUGAGGCCCCACACAAGCAAGGCUUUGACACACUGGCUGCUGCUCGAAUCUUUCACAAGCUGAUGCAGAGAUUGGGCUUCCAGGAAUAUUACCUACAGGGUGGAGACUGGGGCUCACGGAUCACCACAAACAUGGCCCAGAUGCUGCCAAAUCGCAUAAAAGGGCUUCACCUGAACAUGGUCUUCGAAAGCAAUAUUGGUUUGAGUGGCUUGGUGUCUUUACUACUGGGAGCCUACGUGCCAUGGUUAGUGGGCCUCACCAGGGAAGACGCACGCCGUUUAUUCCCAUAUUUCAAGAAGCACGUGUAUACUAUCUUGCGAGAAAGUGGAUACUUGCACAUCCAGGCCACCAAACCAGACACAGCAGGAUGUGGAUUGAAUAACAGCCCUGUGGGGCUUGCAGCAUAUAUACUAGAGAAAUUCUCCACCUGGACAGAUAAUUCAUUCCUGAAUCUGGAUGAUGGAGGCCUGGAAAGGAAAUACUCUCUGGAUGACCUUUUAACCAAUGUCAUGAUUUACUGGGUGACUUCCUCUAUUGUGCCAUCAAUGCGCUUUUAUAAGGAGAAUUUAUCCCAGAAUCCAAAUACUCUUCCUGAUGCCAGGAUUGCAGUUCAUGUUCCCACCGGUAUUGCUGCCUUCCCUAAUGAACUUGCUCAUGUCCCACGUUCCUGGGCAAAAAGGAAGUUUAAGAAUAUUGUCACCUACUCCUACAUGCCACAAGGUGGGCACUUUGCUGCUUUUGAACAACCGCAGCUCUUGGCUCAAGACAUCAGGCAGUUUGUAAAGAAGGUAGAACAUUUGUGAGUUAAUUGUAUGGCAGAGAGUGCUAUAUUGGGAGUUAUAUCCUGCAGUACUUAAGAGAAAAAUUAUAAUUGUUACCAAUUAAGUUUUGGCUAGUCAGGUGUUUUAAGAGACUCUGACUUUUGUUGCUAAACAAACAUUUUUCUUUCCUUUUUUAAAGCUACUAUUCACAUUAAAGCUUUUGUAAACAAGA